Ambispora gerdemannii is the source of this 912-nucleotide messenger RNA. The record is from the annotation of a GenBank genome assembly. Lineage: Eukaryota; Fungi; Glomeromycota; Glomeromycetes; Archaeosporales; Ambisporaceae.
AUGGGUAAUUGCAUUUCUGGGCGUGAUAAAAAUACGGCAUCUCGAUCACUUUCAUCAAAAGAUAAUGAAAAAAAGUCAUCGCAACAAAAUAUAUCUAAUGAUGAGGCGAAAAAAUAUCCACUGCCAAAUACCGACGAUGAAAAUGAUCGAAUGACCUCCCAACAUUUUCUGCAAGUAUUUUAUUUAUUUCUAUCUUUUCAUCAUAAUAAUGAUUUGUCAGGUGAUAAACUAAGAUCGGGAAGAGCCCGAGUACUAGAUAUCGGUUGUGGGCCGGGUACUUGGGUUCUCGACAUGGCAAACGACUACACAUUAUCACAAUUCACGGGUGUUGAUAUAUCGGCAACGUUCCCGAACAGUGUCAAACCAAUGAAUGUGAAUUUUGAACAGUGCGAUGUAGUGAAUGAAAAGUUACCCUUUGAAACGGAUACUUUUGAUUUAAUCCACGUUAGAUUUAUGGGUAGUUGUUUUACCGAGGUGGAGUGGAGUGAACGUGUUAUACCAGAUUUGUUUCGUGUGUUGAAGCCAGGCGGGUAUAUCGAGAUAAUGGAUUUGGACAUGAAAGCGAUGAAUGAAGGGCCGUCGACUAAUGAAUUAUUAUCUGCAAUUCAAGCACAAUUAACUUCCAAAAAGAUCAACCCAAUAAUCACUCCCCUAUUGGACAAAUUCCUCGAAAGCGCUGGAAUCGUAGACAUUGAUAUCGAAGAAAAUUGUCAUCCGAUUGGCGAAUGGGGCGAUAAACUUGGCGUGAUAGCACUUAAUGAUCUUUCACAAUGGUUUAAUCAACUGAAAUCAGAGUUGGCCCCGUUCAUGCGAUUGAGCGAUGAGGACUAUGACGAGAAAGUCGGGGAAUUUCGACGAGAAGUUAAUAAUUUUCAGACUUAUUGGUUAGUAUAUAGAUUAUUAUUCUUCUAG